AUGUUCCGGCUGUGGUCCCAAAUCUUCCUUUGGGGACUGCUGGCCACCGGUACUGAGGCAGCAGUCAAAAGCGUUACUCCUCGACGAGUUACAACUAAAACUGCUACAGUAUGGGAAAUUGUCACCUCUUCUUUCGUGGAAACCCUCUACGAGCGCCAAGAAGGACUUUGCGACGUAGGAGGGAGCCUGGAAUUCUGCUCGGAUGUCCGGUCCCAAUGGUUCUACUCUAACGAGUUCGGUUCCAUGAAUAGCACAGGUGGAAACCCAAGUGCCACAACUACCACGAAAUCGCCAAGCGCCAGCGCCAGCGCCGAGUUCCAACAAAUUCUAUCUGGUAGUGCUUUCCAACUCUUUGUCACUCAAGAAAAUGGAACUAUUGCUUAUGUCUCCAUUAACUCGGAUGGGUUUGCCUACCUUAUCGGCUCUCGAACUGGGCAGUUGUUUCAAUGGUCAGAAUCUACUCUAAAGACUUAUGAAACGAGCCCCAGAAGCUUCUUAGCAUUACCGGAUAACGAGGCUUCCCGCCGCAACAUAAGAUUGGCCGAUAGGCAAACUUUAACCAACUCCACAAACCGUGGGACAAUCAAGGCAUCAGAAAUAAUUCCAGAUGGUGCAUCGACAAACUUCACAUUGAUUCUGCGCCAAGUUGAUACAGAGUUAGUAUUAACAUGGGAACAACGGGAAUCUUUAUUUGGGACCGGGGCAGGGUGCACCACAAACUUGGCUGCCCCGGAUUCGGUUUUGGCGUUUGGUACAGCAGAUGAUUAUGAUACUUUGCCGGGUUGCGCUGUGGUAUCCCUAUCUGCAAGAGUAGCCAGCGGUGUUUCUUCACUGAGCAGUGAUGUAAAUACGGGUACAGACACGCAAACUGCGUCCGGGUCAAGCUCUAGCGGUGCUUCUAGGAGCGCAUCAAGAAGUCCUAGUCAAUCUGGUGUUUCUAACGGUUCAAACAGUCCAAUUGAAAGCUCUGGCAGCUCCGAUAGUUCUGAUAACGACUCUAUAACUUCAGUAUCUAGUUCCUCCGGCUCCAAUCUACCCAGCUCUACUGAUUCCGGACCGAUAACCUCAAACUCAGGCUCCUCGACGACUUCCGCCAGCCCAGGUUCAAGCGGAACGUCCUCACCCAGCAAUACCGACUCGCCUGAAUCAUGUUCUGGCACUACCUGCUCAUCUUCCAGCUCGGAUAGCAGUAGCUCGGUCAGUAGCACUACCUGGGGCUGUGUAACUGAAACCCCGAUACCAGCGAGUCUAAGCUGCCCCAAUCACGUUGAAUGGGAUUAUAUUACUCUUGAUAAAGACGUUUAUAGCUUAUGCACCGGAUACAGUAUUUCUUUGACAUCUAGCCUCACAACCGAUGCUGAUGCUAUUAAUCCUGGAACGAUUAGCCUUCUCCCCUGUCUGGAAAGUUGUGUGUCUGCCGGCUAUGAAGGUGCUCUAUUCAGUGCCCAUGCUCAAUGGGGUUUUACUAAAAACACCUGGCAAUGUGGGUGCGGCACGACCACCAAUAACUUUGUCCUCCCAACUGUGUCACCGAUUGGUAUGUUUACGUCAAAGACUGCCGCUGUCUUUAUUUGCAGUAAUACCUUCGACUACACCGGUUCAACAAACAACCCUGCCCGUGAUACUAUCACAGUCCCGCCAGUAUCCGAGUGCUACCUCCCUGUAACUGACAAGGUUUCAGCAUUUAAAAGGUGUCCCUAUAACACCGCCAAUACUUGGCAAAACGUAAUAUACAGCGAUGGUCAAGUCGUUACAUCCUUAUGUCGCGGUGCGAAGUUCGCCACUACAUCCGACCUCUUUCCAUGGUCCACUUUUACUACUUACCCAAUUCCAGUGGAUAUGACUACCUGCCUUCAAAGCUGCUCAGCGGCAGUUGGAUAUCCCAAUACUUGCCCGGGUGUCGCACUUGUUGUCGACUCGACCUCACUAUCGAAUGGAUACAGGGCAAAGUGUGUUAUGGCUACUGGAGACGACUUGGCACUCAUCACAACAGACCCUGCUGUCGCAAACACUCUUCGAUGGCUCACCGCUGGAGAACAUCUAUGUCCGAACGGUUUCGCACUGCCAUCAUGUGCUGCAGCAAUAGCAGCAACCCCUUCUACUGCCACAUGCUGCCCCGGCGUAAGGUCACAGCAUUUAUAUACAUGGGGUUCUAGUGUGUUUAAUAUCUGCGAAGGGUGUAUGUGGGCAGUUGCAUCCACCCUAGGGCCUAUCAAGACGGGAACAGCGAAUCAGAUAUUUUAUGAUCAGUGCAUUUCGAGUUAUUGCCUGGGAGGUGAAACGUGCUCUGGCAUAGGUGUGCUGACAUCAACAGUAAUAGCAGGAGCUUCACCCAUGUAUCAAUGUGUGAAAAUGGGGGCCAACGACGCCACCAUGACCAGUACAAUUCCUGUAAAUGCUGGUACAUCGUUCUAUGGUACUAAUGUCGCCUUUCUCUGCACUAAUACUUUCGCGCUGCAGCCUUCUCAACCAAUCACAUCCGACCUUGCGCCGGUCUACCAGAUUUGUACGCCAGCUACUCAAUUUUUGGGUUUUGUUAUAUGGCCAAGCAUUUUUGCGACUACGAAAGCAUUGUAUGAUUGGGGGGGUCUCGCGGUAACGACAUCUGACCUACUGACUGCAGGCUGUACAUAUGGCUGCACUGAAAACAACGGCAAAAGGCCGAGCGACCAACCGACUUGGGGGCAGCUCUGCAUGGUAGCAGUUACUGCAUCUGCAAAGUAUUGGGAGGUCGUUCGAGAAAAAGGAAACGAUGGAAAGUGUUACUGUAGAUGGCCACAAGAUAGCGUAGCAGCGCAGGCUUUUACGCUUUCAUCCUAUACUGUUAACACCGAUGUUAUCGAAGUUUACGCUUAUACAUCCCCCGGCUCAUAA
This is a messenger RNA of Orbilia oligospora ATCC 24927, 2874 nucleotides long. RefSeq lists its product as uncharacterized. NCBI's taxonomy places the organism in Eukaryota, Fungi, Ascomycota, Orbiliomycetes, Orbiliales, Orbiliaceae. The coding region runs from base 1 to 2874 and encodes 957 amino acids. The transcript has a single exon. The record is from RefSeq and is a predicted model, not a curated record.